AUGCAUAAAUGUGAAUCGUUUAGCGUUUUGAGGAAUAGUCCUGCGGACGUAAUCAAGGAGAUUUUGCUGGUUGACGAUUUCAGCGACAACGGUUUGGGGAUCGAGAAAGUGAGGCUUAUUCGGAACUCAAAACGCGAAGGCCUGAUGCGUUCAAGAAUCAUUGGUGUCGAAGCUGCUCAAAGCAAAAUUCUUGUUUUCCUUGAUAGUCAUUGCGAAUGCACCAAAGGUUGGCUUGAACCGUUGCUCGAACGGAUACUCGAGGAUAGCACUGUUGUUGUUUCGCCGGUCAUCGAUGUGAUCGAUUUGGAAACUUUUGAAUAUUUGCCGGUGUACACCGCUCUGAUUGGAGGUACAAAAUAUCCAACAUUUGCGACCUCCAAACGUUGUUUUCAAGGCUUCGGCUGGGACCUGAACUUUCAGUUUGGUAAAUUGACGGGCGAACAACUCAAUCAUCAUAUGCAAAACAGUGACGCACCAAUUCCGACUCCGGCGAUUGCUGGUGGCUUAUUCGCCAUCGAUAAAAGCUGGUUCGAGAGACUCGGCAAAUACGACGAUGAAAUGGAAUUGUGGGGAGGUGAAAACUUAGAAUUUUCCUUCCGGGUUUGGAUGUGUGGCGGACGACUGGAAAUCAUUCCAUGCAGCCAUGUUGGUCACGUCUACCGUAUAGAGUUUCCGUAUGAACUUCCCGGUGGCACGCAAACGUUUUUUCUGAGAAACACACGAAGAGUGGCAGAGGUUUGGUUGGACGAGUUUAAACAGUUCUAUUUUGAUGCUAUGCCAAGGGCAAAACACGUAGACUUUGGCAACGUCACAUCUCGUCUAUUGUUGAAGAAGAAACUUGGCUGUAAAUCCUUCCGAUGGUAUCUGGAAAAUAUUUGUCCAUCGCUGUUUAAUGAUGAGCUCUUUCACAGUAAAAGAAGGUAACG
Messenger RNA from Soboliphyme baturini, 926 nucleotides. NCBI's taxonomy places the organism in Eukaryota, Metazoa, Nematoda, Enoplea, Dioctophymatida, Soboliphymatidae. The record is from the annotation of a GenBank genome assembly.